AUGGAUGACCAACUGCAAGCGAUCAAUCAGAGAGCCGACGAUGAUAUAUCAAAUUCAAGCAAUAAGGAGACUAGGAAAAUGGACGGGGAAAGGAAAUGUCCGUCGCAUGUAAUCGACGUGACAUGCGAUGAAUUUUUGGUGGAAAAUCAGAGAGAGUGUAGAAUAUGCCAUUUGAAUGCCAAGGAGAGUGGGGGGAAUUCGGUGGAGUUGAUCGAGCUUGGCUGUGGAUGCAAAGGGGAGCUCGGAGUUGCUCAUUUGCGUUGCGCUGAGGCGUGGUUUAGAGUGAGAGGAUAUAGAAUGUGUGAGAUAUGCAGUGAGACUGCAAAGAACAUCACCGGGGUGGGAGACAUCCAGUUCAUGGAGGAAUGGAGGGAGUCUCAAAGCCCAACAGGAGGGAGCAGAAGGUGGUUGAGCGGGCAGCUCUUGUGUAGCUUCUUGAUGGCGUUUCUGAUGAAGUAG
Messenger RNA from Salvia splendens (bonfire salvia), 459 nucleotides. RefSeq names its product probable E3 ubiquitin-protein ligase MARCHF10. Lineage: Eukaryota; Viridiplantae; Streptophyta; Magnoliopsida; Lamiales; Lamiaceae. The record is from RefSeq and is a predicted model, not a curated record. The transcript has 3 exons. Bases 1 to 459 code for a protein of 152 amino acids. Gene Ontology annotation, molecular function: zinc ion binding.